ACCCCGAGAAAGUGACGCUUCUCGUAGAUGGCACAUGGUUCGUUGUGAAUCCACAGAUUUUCACUGCUCACCCGGACACCAUGCUGGGAAGGAUGUUCGGACCGGGAAGAGAGUACAACUUCACGCGGCCCAACGAGAAGGGGGAGUACGAGAUUGCCGAGGGCAUCAGUGCGACUGUAUUUCGCACAGUGCUGGAUUACUACAAAACUGGCAUCAUCAAUUGCCCAGAUGGCAUCUCUAUCCCUGACCUCAGAGACACGUGUGAUUACCUCUGCAUUAACUUUGACUUCAACACUGUCCGCUGUCAGGAUCUGAGAACCAGUGCUUUGCUGCACGAACUGUCUAACGACGGUGCUCACAAGCGGUUCGAUCACUACCUCGAAGAACUCAUUCUGCCCAUCAUGGUCGGCUGCGCCAAGAAAGGGGAGCGGGAAUGCCACAUAGUUGUGCUGACCGAUGAGGAUUCGGUGGACUGGGAUGAAGACCACACCCCACCCAUGGGGGAGGAAUAUUCUCAAAUUCUUUACAGCUCCAAGCUGUACAGAUUCUUCAAGUAUAUUGAGAAUCGAGAUGUUGCUAAAACAGUGUUAAAGGAACGAGGCCUGAAAAACAUUCGCAUCGGAAUUGAAGGUUACCCUACCUGUAAAGAAAAAAUUAAGAGAAGACCUGGUGGCCGGUCUGAAGUUAUCUAUAAUUAUGUGCAACGGCCCUUUAUCCAGAUGUCAUGGGAAAAGGAGGAAGGAAAGAGUCGCCAUGUGGAUUUCCAGUGUGUCCGGAGCAAAUCGCUCACUAACCUGGUAGCUGCUGGGGAGGACAUUUGGGAGGACCAGGAGGCACUCAUGCACCACCCGCCCCAGGUGGACGAACUUGACCGGCUAAACGCUCCCCUUUCUCAGAUGGCUUCCAGCGACGCUCAGGAUUAGGGCCAGUUGUGGGUCUGCCCUCAUGUAGCUCUGUGUGGGGCUCUCCCGCCAGGCCGCCCCAUAUUCCCUGUGCUUUGUCCUCCCCAUAAUUAACACGUCCUUUUCAGGAAGUCUGUGCCUCUGCUGGGGGUUGAAGAAGCACUUUGGUGAUGGAGCUAACAGCUUUGCAGUAGCCCUGGUAACUUGAAAAUUUGGGGUCUGGUGCUGUUCACUGAGUCUUUGCAGAACUGCAGAAGCAGGAAAGGAAGUUAAAGACUCCUGUCACCUCACAUUUAGGAAAGCAGUUCUUUCCUUUAUAAUCAGAGGGUGGUGUUUUUUUUAUACCAGGCAAAUUGCUUAGUAGCAAAGGGACCAAACGUAAAGGGAGGCAAUCUCUAGCUGUAAAAACAGGCCCUGGUGACUCACUGGAGGUGAAUGACACCAUUCCUGGGGCCUCUGCACCCACACUGCAGCUAGGAAGAGCUAGGCCUGCCUUCAAAAUGUCCGGCAGGAAAGUUCUAAGAGCUUACAUUCAAUUUUAUUUCUCAUGAAUGCAAAGCGCAAUCUAACACCAUGCAAGACAGGCGGUUUGGCAGGAGAACGACCUCGGUGUUUGUGAAAAGUUUUUAGCUUCAAGGUUUGUAACCCUCAACAAAUCGAUGGUUCACUUGGACAGAAACUCACAACUCAAGUGGAAGAACUUCUCUCAGUCAGACCAGUGGGAUCCUGGCAUGGAGGUCUUGGUGCCCUCAGGCAGCACAUUGCUGUAGGUGUGGCCGGGAGACCAGAGGGAAUGGCUUCGAGGCUCUCAAGAUGAGGACAAGAAUUUCUCACAAGUGCUCAGUGUCUUAACAGAGUCAUUGGAGC
This is a messenger RNA of Castor canadensis (American beaver), 1769 nucleotides long. Its product is annotated as BTB/POZ domain-containing protein KCTD20-like. The record is from RefSeq and is a predicted model, not a curated record. NCBI's taxonomy places the organism in Eukaryota, Metazoa, Chordata, Mammalia, Rodentia, Castoridae. Gene Ontology annotation, cellular component: cytoplasm. Gene Ontology annotation, biological process: positive regulation of phosphorylation.